AUGAACUCUGUAGCAGUCAUACCUGGCGUCUCGAUCGGACCGUUAUGUCUGGGCGCCUCGCUACACGAUGUCCUGACAAUAAUCAAAGAAGAUCCACAGCUCUACCCCAAAAUCGACGUCCACCACUCCCAGACAGAACCAGUCACGACCCCAAUCGUCGUGACACUCCCUAAAAAUGGCCUCCGCCUCCGCUUCGACGGACGCAGCGACCUGAUCAAGACCCGCGAAGACACACCCACUCCCUCCGGCCCAAUCUUCAAGCGCAUUUACGAACUCUUCGGCCCUUCCUACCCAGGCGAGUACUUUCCGCCGCGAGACCGCUCACAAACCGGCACAUACGUCUCCUCCUGGCCCGGCGUAGCCUUCAACUUCCCACUCCAACAUUCCGCGUGGUCCAAAGAUAAAGAUCAUGUAGCCUUACUGGGCUCGCACGCCGCUUCACCUGCCACCAGUAUGGCGUUAUUCGAGGGCAAAAGCUGGUCCGAUGCGCGACGAGAUCUGUUCGUGCGCCAGCCCACAGGACCACGAUUGUCACAAGCGGGUAUUAGACCUAGAGAUAAUUUGCCCGUAGACUUGGAGCAUGCAGUCGUGUUCGGCGAUGGUCGGAUCGAGCUCCAACGACAUUGUCUUGAUGGCAGCUUCGUGGUUGUAUUGAAUGAGACCACCGUGCAAGAUCUCACUACGGAGCUAGGAACGCCUGAUGCGACUCAUAGACCUGAAGGCGAACGAGCCGUUCCUGAGGAGACUGCACACAGGCGCACGGGCAGCACUUCCCGACCAAGGUCUAAUGGGCGGAGUCAUGCUAUCUCCCAACCAUCUAGCUACUCUUCUACUGGCACGGAUACCUUCGAGACAGAGUUCGAGCCUACAGAUGUGGAAGAAGACGCCUUUGACAGAGCAAGCAGGCAGAAGUUCUGGUGCUACUUCAAUCAUGGUCUAGACAUUCUUGUCGGUACACCUACAGAGUCCUCCACCCUGGCGAGUGGCGAUCCUUCCACGCGUACACCACUCAGCACAAGCCCGCAUCUAGUCGUACUCAAAGUAGUGAUCCACGGCAACGUCCCAGGGAGCUAUGCCUUCAACCGCCAUCGCCGGCUUCGCUGGACAAUCGUCCUCCCUACAAACAACUCAAACGGAGAUCUCAAUACAGAAGCACACUUCGAGAACGAAAUGAAACCCAUCCUCCUCGCCCACUACACCAGCCAUUUCGACUCCACUCACCCCUCAAACACCAUCAACUCCGAACUAGGCCGCGGCAAAGUCGUCAACAGAACGUGGGGUGGUGGUGGUGCGGCCUCAAGCGAAAGUAGUUUCUUCCUUCCUGAUGCCGAUGAAGAUGUUGAGGAUGCUGGGGCGGACGGUUUGGGAGGCCGCGACGAUGAUGAUAGUGGGAGUAGCGAGCAGUGGCUUGGUAAUACCAAGUUGUAUGCGUUUCCGGGGUUGGCGUUUGAGGUGCUGGAAAAUGGGGCGGUCUGUGGACUGACCGUUGGUUAA
Recurvomyces mirabilis is the source of this 1494-nucleotide messenger RNA. RefSeq lists its product as uncharacterized. Gene Ontology annotation, cellular component: trans-Golgi network. The transcript is spliced from 2 exons. The coding region runs from base 1 to 1494 and encodes 497 amino acids. Lineage: Eukaryota; Fungi; Ascomycota; Dothideomycetes; Mycosphaerellales; Teratosphaeriaceae. The record is from RefSeq and is a predicted model, not a curated record. Gene Ontology annotation, biological process: Golgi to plasma membrane protein transport.